This is a messenger RNA of Linum tenue, 1144 nucleotides long. Lineage: Eukaryota; Viridiplantae; Streptophyta; Magnoliopsida; Malpighiales; Linaceae. The record is from the annotation of a GenBank genome assembly.
GUGGACAUAGCCCAGAUACGAGGAGGACGCUCUAGGUUUAUAUUUAAAACCACUCCGAUAAAACCCUAGCAUCUCCUUUCUCUUCUCCUCCAGGCCGCCCUACUAGCUAUUGGAGCUACAGAAAUUCUCUGCAGUCGAGAUCAGAGGUAGUAGAGAUGGCAGAAGAAGCUAAGGUAGCUGCUAUUGUUCCCGAGUCUGUUUUGAAGAAGAGGAAGAGAAAUGACGAGUGGGCUUUGGCCAAGACCCAGGCAACAGUGGCACAGAAGAAGAAGAGUGCCGAGAACAGGAAGAUCAUCUUCAAAAGGGCUGAGCAGUAUGCCAAGGAGUACAAGGACCAGGAGAGGGAGUUGAUCAGGUUGAAGAGAGAGGCCAAACUUAAGGGUGGCUUCUAUGUCAGCCCAGAGGCCAAGCUGUUAUUCAUUGUCCGCAUUCGUGGUAUUAAUGCCAUGGACCCAAAGACUAGGAAGAUUUUGCAGCUGUUCCGUCUGAGACAGAUCUUCAAUGGUGUGUUCCUCAAGGUCAACAAGGCUACCGUGAACAUGCUCAGGAGAGUUGAGCCCUAUGUGACUUAUGGAUACCCUAAUCUUAAAUCUGUCAAGGAGUUGAUUUACAAGAGGGGGUUUGGCAAGCUAGACAAACAGAGAAUUCCCUUGACCGACAAUGCCAUUGUUGAACAGCAGGGUCUUGGAAAGUUUGGCAUCAUCUGUGUGGAAGAUCUCAUUCACGAGAUCAUGACUGUUGGCCCUCAUUUCAAGGAGGCCAACAACUUCCUGUGGCCAUUCAAGCUUAGCGCUCCAUUGGGCGGGUUGAAGAAGAAGAGGAACCACUAUGUGGAAGGUGGUGAUGCUGGAAACCGUGAGGAUUAUAUCAAUGAGCUCAUCAGGAGGAUGAACUAGACCUUUCACCUUUUUAUUGUAUUUUUAUUUUCAAGCUUUAGAGGUUGCACAACUUUUGACUAAGCCAUAGCUCCUGGGAUGUUAUGUUAUCAAUCUUUUCUGGAUCAUUGGAUAUUAUGUUACCAAGCGUUUUCUGGUCUCUAUUUUCCGAACAUCUAUAUUUGUAGUUGCAAGAGUAAUGUUUGCAGAAGUUUUGUGAGAAUCGAAUCACCAUUCUUGGUAUCAAUAUCAUAUCAGUUCAGUUAAAG